Molecule: messenger RNA, 741 nt
Organism: Boeremia exigua
Lineage: Eukaryota; Fungi; Ascomycota; Dothideomycetes; Pleosporales; Didymellaceae
Exons: 1
Coding region: 1-741 (246 amino acids)
Source: RefSeq, a predicted model, not a curated record
AUGCCAUCCAACGAUCCGUCACCGCUGAAAACAACCAUUGCCCUUCCUCGCCAUUCAGCGUGGACAUCCGGCCUUCACUUCCAUGCUAGCCACACCGAGUACCUCCGCCUCGUCAAAGGCGCCAUCUUCGUCAAACUCAACGGCACAACAAAGCUGAUCAGCGCACUUGCGGGCGGCGAAAUCGACAAGGUUAACGGUCAAUUAGUGCAGGAAGGGCUCGUGGUUGAGGUCCCUCGGUUCGUUCGCCAUAACUGGGGUCGACUCGAGCACUACCGCAAAUCUACAAGAGCUUUCGGGCGAGGUGUCCAGCAGCACAGGAACUCGCCCGAGGACUGGACCGAGGAGGUAGUUGUGGAAGAGUGGACGGAUCCGAGCGAUAUCAAGAAGCCGUUGUUCUUCUGGAACCUGAAUGCCAUUAUCACGGCGCCGGGUGAGGCGUCCUCCAAGCGCGAGCGGCUCGCUAAAGAUAUUCUAGGAGAGUUUUGGAUCGACCUCCAGCUCUUCAUAGUUUUCUGGGAGUUGGACAAUUGGCCGGUCUUCUUCGAUCUCAGGAACCUUUCGUAUGGAUAUGAUCAAGGGGUAUUGCCCAGGCUAACUGAUGGUGCUGAGAUCAUCGUAUCGUUCAUCGUUCUUUUUAUCGCUCGAAUCGUCGGCUUUCUGCUAGGCUUACACGCGGUAGAGCAGCGGAGGACGCCAGACGCGCUGUGGGAAGCGUACCGAAAGCCAGCGCACACCUUGUAG